Messenger RNA from Clonostachys solani, 362 nucleotides. The record is from the annotation of a GenBank genome assembly. NCBI's taxonomy places the organism in Eukaryota, Fungi, Ascomycota, Sordariomycetes, Hypocreales, Bionectriaceae.
AUGCGUGCGAUCCAUACUCAACAUCACAGGGCUCUGGGCAGUGAAGGGCCUUGAUACCCAACGAGAGUAUCUUCUUUCGAUUCGGAAACUCCGAGGUUGUAGGCACAGUGGUUGGAAGCACGGAUACAGGAGGCACAGAGGUCGCCAGAGGCGCAGAUGUUGGUAGCGCGGUCGACGGCUGCUUCUCUCGCCGCCGAAAGAUUUUUCGCAUGUCGGGCAUUACUUAUGAUCGAGGGAUGACCGGAAGAGACACCUGUCAAGCCCAAGAUGGCGCCAAGGAGAAGAAAAGAAUGUCGAAGAAGCCUGAAUGGAGGCGAGCGGGGCUGUGCUAUGGCAUGACAUCGCUGCAAGUAAAGACGUAA